UGGAUGUUUCUGUGGGUGUUUGGGCUUUUCCUUCUCCGCUCGCUGAUGGUCGUCAGAGCUUUGUCCGUGUCUGAUGGUCGUCUGAUUCUUCCAGCCGAAGCUCAAAACACAAUGCUCGGUAUUAUCGAGCAUGGUGUUUUGAAUGUGCUUGCGCCAGUUUGCAUUCAUCGCUUCCUGUUGAUUUUGAGUGUAGUGAUUUCGAGUCUUGUUCCGCGGUGAGUGAUAUAGAGCUGAGAUUAUGGAACAACGCAAUAUCUUCAGAAAUUUCUGGAUAAGAUGUAUCUUGGCUCUCUCAUGGACGAGGUCGCCAGUCGUUUACGAGAAGCCAAAGAAAGAGGUUGGAGAAUCAGCUUGCAUUGUUCAUGCAAGCUGUUUGUGGAGCAGUCUUGACUCAUGUCGUGUAAUUCGGCUAGAAUUUGGUUCUUUGAUGAAGCAGCUGUAGAAGGUCUUGAUUCAUGUGCUGCAGUUCAGCUAGGAGUUGUUUUUCAUCUGAAGCAGAUAUAGUGAGGUAUGUAGGAAGGUAGUGCAGCUCAGGUGUCGCCAUCCAUGGCAGAAGUAGACCAGAAGAAGGUUACAAUCCUUUCUGGUCAGAAGUGUAGGAUGAGAUGCACUUUACCCACUCACUUUGGCCGAGGGUUUCACAAAGUUCAAUUACAGCAAAAUAGAUCACCUUCCAUUCGAAGAGAAGUGCUCUUGGUUCAUAUCUUUAAAUUUGCAGAGCAGCGAAGACGUGGUUCACGUCUGAAGCAACUGUAGCAGGGCCUGAAGUAGUGCAGCUCACUUCUUGCCAUAAUUGGACGAGUAGCAGGAGGAUGAUGAGCAUACAGAAUAGAAAGUGCCCAUCUUUUGCUAGUUAGAAGUGUAGUACUAGAUGAUUUACUCCUCAGUCAGUCAAGCAGAUGGUUCCCCAAAAAUCCAGUGCAGCAACGUGGUAUUCUUGACUCAUGUGGUGCUCUAUCUCCAGUGCAGCUAGGAAGUGGUUGAUUUCUGUAGAGAAUUCUGUAGAGAAGUAGUGCAACUAUGUCAUAUCCAUAGUCUCGAGGAGGACGAGCAGAAAGAUUAGAAGAUUCUUGCUUCUAUAUAGUGUAGAGCGGGACGCAAGUUAAUCACUGAGUAUUGUCAAGGGUUCAUCAAGAAUCAGUGGAAGCACCGGGGGUGGGAGGCUUCAAACAUCAAGAUCAAUUCGGUUUCACUUCGAUUAUCCAAAUUGACUACGCUGAGGACAGCCUCUAAUAGCCAGCGGGCUGGGAGGUGGGAAGUGUUGAUUCUAAGUCAUUUUUCAAGCUCAAGAGGAGUGGACAGAUUCUAGAGGAGAGUAUAUGGCCACACGUAAGAGUCAGAAUGAGAGAAAAAAUUCAGUUUUGUAGUGGAUAGAGAGAUCGUAGUAACGCUGCUGUAUUGUCUUUCAUUUCUAGACCUACCUUCCUGAGGAGUAUGAAGGAGGCUGGGACUACAGUGAAGUCGAAGAAAAGUAUUGAGAGGAGAUUCGUACAAGAGUUGAUGGUGAUUCAUCCCAGCAACAUGAGUGCUGAUCUUAGAGGAAAUCUUUCCUCACCUUCUGAGCUUCAGCAAGAACCUUUCGACAUUAAGAAUAUUGCAUAGUAAUGUUACAGCACGCCAGUCCUAAUGACCUGUUGGACAAGCAGGCAGCGGGUUCGUGUUUCGAGUGAAGGCAUCGAGCUUCCUACGAGUAGACCGCUUUCGAUCCUCUUAAACAGGAGUUUAAAUAGGAGCCCUUGCAAAUUCAUGUUUCUCAUGGUCACUUGCUACCUGAUUGAUAACUGUAUCAUCAUUUUCUCUAGAACCAGGAAGAUUAGAGAGAAAGUGGGGUUACAGACGUAAGAAGCAAAUUCUGAAUAGGCGUCGACCUAGCUAGAAGAGAAAUAGGAGUUUCUAGUGGCUGCCUACAGAAGAGAAGCUCAGUGUUCUUCUUGAGAAUAACAGAUGUCAGCUACAGUCCGAAAUCUAUCCAUUUAGCAGUUAGUAUAGGUGAGGCUGCAAAAGGUAGAGAGUUCAGAAAUCCGCAGUUGCCCUCAGUUGGGUUCGUCAGAUUUUCGAAGUUCAGACUUUACAACUGUUACAGGCUACAGGAUCCGCAUAAACACAUCUGCAAGUCAAGAAAAUUCGUUGCGAUGGAGAUUCCAUCAGACUUUGAUAAUUUGAUGGUAGGACUGAUGGAGCUCCCAAAUCUGUAUAAGGCUCUAUUCCCUGUCAACGAAAACUCAAACGCACAUGUAGCUGCGGAGCUGGUUAUCAAAGCUUCAGAGAACUUCAAGAAAGAGGAGAUUCUUGCAGCGCACCAGUCGGACAUGUCUAAGUUCACAUCAUGGCUCGACUACGUGGACUCGGCCACAGCGAAGAAGGAGAAACUCAGGGGGAGUAUCAAGUGCAGCCAAGGUCCGGGCAAAGGGGUUCUACUCAGGUUAAGAGAAUCUGUGGUGGAGAUUCCGCCCAGACCACCUGCUCCUCUUGGAACCUUACGGCCCAUCAAGUUAUCUGAACUCCACUUGGAUCGACAGCACUACGGACGGGUUCUGUACGGCACCUUCUGCGUCAAGGCGUUCAAAAUGACGGCGGUCCUCACACUUCUGGAGGAGGCAAACACGGGCAAGGUCGUGAAGCUUGCAAUAUACAAUGCUGUAGCGUCGACGGCCACAUUGGGGGAGGUACAAGCUCAGUUUCCGCAGGGGUCGAGGGUAGCUAUCAAGGAGCCGUACUUCAAGAGAUACAAAGAUCAGACUGUGGGACUGCGAGUUAACAAUCCCGGAGACGUCGUUUUCCUGGAGUCAUCGGCUAGUGCAGGAGCUUCUGGCGAUGACAAGCACUGUGACGGCACGGAAUUUGACGACAAAACCGACCUGGACUACGAUCAGCUUCGACUUGAGGGCAACCGGGCAUUUAACUCCGGGGACUUAAGAGCUGCGGUGAAGUUCUACACCAAGAGCAUCGACAAGGCGCUGAGUUGCAGCAAGUCCUGGAAGUUGGAGUCCUCCACGAGCGGGCUGCAGGGAGCCGUUGCAAAGAUUCAAGCGAAUGAGAAGAAAGCGACAUCAUCAGCAACCCCGGGCAGCAAGUCUGAUAACUUGAAUGGGCCAAAGUCGACUUCCAACAAUGCCGACAAUCAGAAGCGAAAAUCCCCAUCGAAGAAAUCGAGCAAGAAGCGGAGCAAACAGCGUAGAGGAGGCUGCGAUCGCGACCAGAGUCAAACGCCCAUGUCAACGAAGGCUGACGUGAAGGCGGAUCUGAAAGCGGAAGCAGCUCUUUUGGCGGCCUACUCCAACAGAUCGGAAGCUUGGCUUCGGAUGAACAAAUACGAGGAGGCGGUAAUUGAUGCAGAGAACGCAUUGCAGAUCGAUCAGGCGCACGUCAAGAGUAUGUUCCGAAGGGGAAAGGCGUCUCAUUGCCUUCAGCAGUACAGCAAAGCCAUUCAGUGCCUCCAGUCGGCUCUCCAGCUUUCCCCCCACGACGCAGACGUCGAGAAAGCCUUGAAAGAAGCCAUCACAGCAGAUUUGCAGAGCAGGCUAGGCGUGUACAAUCUUUCGUCCUACUAUCUCAGCAACUUCUCCGGCAGCCCUCCAAAAUGUGCAGACUAUAGCGGUCCUGUAAAGGUGCAGAUGCUCGAGUCCAAGUAUGGAGCUGGAAGUGGACAGAGGGGACUCGUUACCACGACCAGUGUUAGGGCCGGGGAUCUGCUGCUGGUGAGCAAUCCACUGGCCAUCGCCAGAUCCGAAGGAGUCGAGUUUCACCUCAUACCAGAGACGAGGCGAAUGAACGAUGCUUCUCAGGAGGAUCUGGUAACCCAGCUGUACAACUUUGCAAGAGUAGCUCCCCGCGCGUUGCAUCAGCUUCAGAGCCUGUACAAUGGCAGUAAAAAUUGCUCCCAACCGUCUAUGGAUCUCUUCGUCCCCGGCAGUAUAUUUAAUUCACCAAAGAGCUUUAAGAAUUCCACGAACAUACUAGGGACUGCUCCAGCGCAGCCGGACAUCACUUCGAUCCGCAACGUUGUCCAGUGGAAUGCAUUCGACGAGCAGGGAUUCACUACAGGAGGCGGGAGCGGUCGAAAAGGUUUGAGAAGCUUCUGCUCGGGCAUCUGGGUUCUGCCGUCGUUCAUCAACCACUCAUGUCUGCCGAAUGCAUCCAGAGUACAUGUGGGUGAUGCCAUGAUGAUUUACGCUUCAAGAGAUCUAGAGGCUGGGGAAGAAGUUUGUCUUCCAUAUUUUGACAUACUCUCUCCACUGCCACAACGGAGGGAAAAAGGUCUGGCAGGAUGGGGCUUCACGUGCAAAUGUCCUCGCUGCAAGCUGGAGGAGACCUUGCAGAGCGAAAUCCAGCACAUGACAGACAAGUACUCUCAGCUCGAGGAAGAAGCGAUACCGGCGAUUCAUCAGGAGACCAAAGGUGGAUUUGCAAAAAAGGGCGAUGGAUUUCUCAGAAAUACUUCGCAGUUCCUCGGCCUUGCCAGUGAGGUGGAAGCCCUUCUAUCCACCAGAAAGUUCUCACACUUGACCACUCAGAAGAAGAAUUGGGUCCGUGCCUCGUAUGCGAUUUCUUACAUCGUUGGCAACUCCUCCAUGCCCGCGUUCCCUCAAAACUCAGAUGGUGCAGCGAAAUUCCGCUUUCUGAGUGCUGUGCUUGACUCGCUGGCAGAGGUCUUCCCCGGAAAUUCCCAGACCCUAAUCACGGCGAUUAUGGUCAUGGAGGAGGUACGCAAGCAGCACACGAUGAAGUCGAAGGCUUUCAAAGUUGCUGAGGAGAAAGCACUGGGCAUCUGCCGAUGCAUAUAUGGUAACCAGAAAGUUCCUGUGCUCCGAUCGCUAAUGAAUUCCAUGCAAGAAGGCAUCUUGGAAGCCUGAAUGUUCAGUCAAAUCAUCACGAAGAGUUUAAAAGCAGCAACGUCUGAUUUCGAAGGCUUUCAAGAAUGCUGCUAAGAUGAGCGUGCAGCAUCAGUCUACUGUACAUACAUGUUAGUCAUUAGCGAGCGUAGCUCAGAAAGUUGAGAAAGUUCUCGCGCCACAAGGAGCAUCUUGUGAAGCAUUAGUAUGGGUGGCUUAUACUCAGAAAUGUCUGUAAUCUGGAGGUACUUUGAGCGGCAUCUGUUCAUCUUUCUUAUCGAUUUGAACGUAAGCAAGAGUCAUCUGCUCACUAACUGUGACUUCUGUACACGAUCCGACGAAAAUCAGUGUUGGCGACAGAGGAGGAUACAACGGAUCAAGACAUGUGGUUCUCCAGUCUGUUUUAUAGGUGUGACUGCGACUGAGGAAACCAAGACCCCGAACCCUUUCGAUCGUAAAGUAGCGAUAUCGAGACUCGCCUCAUCUACAUCUUGUCACAGAAGGGUAUUGUUUCGUUCUUCAUUAUAGAUGUAGAUUCACCAGUUCCAGCUAGACUCCAAAAUUAUUAACAAGUGGGCUCGGCCCCUAUUCGUUUCUUGGGCGCAAGCAUAGAACCCUCCAUCUGUUCCUGUAUUGAUUCAAUGACCGCUCUAAUUUAUCAGUGCAUACACGGAAUUUAUGAAGAACCCGCAUCUUUCUUACUCUAGCAAUUGAGAAAACAACUGUUAGACUGUUUAUUGCUUGUCAGAAUCAGCUGUAACGUCUGCUCGCGUAAUUAGUUACAGCAAGCUGGUCCUCAAAUACGGGCUCAACUUCUUUAGUUUAAUUUCGCUAGCCACUCGAUCCUCAUAAAUAAAUCCUUCAUGGGUGAUUCCUGUUAUCCCCUCCGUACAUGACAGGUCCUUAGAGUUGUUUAAAAUCAUAUGUGAAGGACGUGCUAAUUGAUCGAACACUGCGAUCUUCUUUUUGUUGCGAGAGAAGAUAGUAUGGCCACAUUUGAUUUGCAUACUGCGAAUUUUCAGCUGUUUCAUUAUCCGCGAAGCCUUAAAUUGAUGCUCUGUGAUGCUUUCUAGCCGUAAAGAAUACGAACUCAUUACUGGAAACACAAUAAAGAACAAAGUCGUAGCUUCUCUCUAAGCUGCUUGAGUCUAAACUUUCCUUUGGUUUGUUCUUUGAGGCAGUGUUAUAUAUUCCGUGUUCCUGCAUUUCUUCCCAAUGAUAGGUGCUUCUAUCACGACCAAGAAAC
Molecule: messenger RNA, 6078 nt
Organism: Marchantia polymorpha subsp. ruderalis
Lineage: Eukaryota; Viridiplantae; Streptophyta; Marchantiopsida; Marchantiales; Marchantiaceae
Source: the annotation of a GenBank genome assembly